UUCUCGUGUACACCUCCAAGAUAACACCCCCGCGCGCUUUUUCGAACCCGCGAAAAUCUUCCCCAUAUAACUCUCUGCCGUUACUGCGAGUGUCUUUGGCUUCUUCAAUACUGCUUCCUUUUCUCUACAGGGAACGCCUCUUUAUGCUUCAGAUUCCCAGUUCGGAUUUUGAAGCCACGUUCGUUGCCUUCUUCAUUUCCUGUUCCUGUUAGGGUUUUGUCUGUCCAUGGGAGAUUGUCCAAUGUUAUAUUGGUCUUACGAGCUUGGCUUGUUCGUGCAAAACCCUAAAUUAAGGGAUUUUUAACAGUCGAAGACGAUGGGAAAAAGAAAUGGUGUCGUUGUGUUGUCAUCAGACGAUGAAGAUAAUAAUCGGUUGUUGACCGCGAGUCGAAGUAAUUCAAAGUCCAAGUCCAAGUCAUCUGCUCGUCGCACAAGCCCCAGAGAAGCAAAGAGAGCUCGCCUUUCGGGUUCUAGGUCCCGCUUUAGUCGAGAACCUAGCAAUGUGGAUGAGGUGAGGUUGUCUUUUGAAGAUUUUGAUGAAGUUCUAAAUGGGUUCAAGGUAUCUGCUGGUUCUGGAGGAAGAAAAACGAGAGACUUAUGGGUUGACAAAUACCACCCUCGUUCUUUGGAGGAGCUUGCUGUUCACAAAAAGAAGAUUGAAGAAGUGAAAAUGUGGCUCGAGGAAAGGUUCAGAGCUUCUAAGGAGGAAUUUGGUAAUCGGGUUCUUGUCAUCAGUGGCCAAGCUGGAGUUGGAAAAUCUGCAACUAUUCAUGUGAUUGCAUCUCAUCUUGGAGCUAGACUAUGUGAAUGGAAUUCACCUACUCCCACAAUUUGGCAAGAACACGUGUAUAACUCCAGUUCAGGACUGCGCUACACAUCUAAGUUGGACGAGUUUGAACACUUUGUCGGGAGAACAACAAAGUAUGGGUUGAUUCCCUCAUCUGUAUCUGGGGAGCCAAAAUCAUCAACCGUACUUGUUAUUGAUGACCUACCAGUGACAAAUGGGCGAGUUGCUUUUGAAAGACUACAAAACUGUCUGCUUCUUCUUGUCAGAUCAACCCAGAUGCCAACAGUUAUAUUGAUUACUGACUAUGGUAAAACAGAUUCAGCUGACAAAACUGCACUAUGCUUGGGACAACUUCAGCUGUCUCUUGAAAGUGCUGGGGCUUGUAAGAUUGCAUUCAACCCCAUAACAAACAAUUCCAUUAAGAAGACACUUCUGAGAAUAUGCAGACUAGAGCACUGUAAUGUAACUGCUGAAGAGAUUGAUUUAAUCACAAAAGCCAGUGGUGGUGACAUCAGGCAUGCAAUUAUGUCUUUACAACUUUUCUUGCUGAAAUCGGAUCCGAAGAUUAAUUUAUUGUCAUCCUGUUGUACUCCUUACUCCAAAGAAAGGGGAAAUGAGCUCAAUGCUUUGGACAAUGGAUUGUCUUUGCAGUUUGGCAGAGAUGAGACCCUUUCUCUAUUUCAUGCCCUGGGAAAGUUUCUGCACAACAAACGAGAGACUGAGAAUGCCAUUGGAUUGGGCAAUUCUGAAUUUCUUGUACAGAAGAAAUUUGCAAGACUACCGUUAAAAAUGGAUGCUCCAGAAAAGGUUCUCUGUCAGGCACAUGGGCAAGCGAGGGCUGUAACUGAUUUUCUUCAUGAAAAUGUGUUGGAUUUUCUGAGUGACGAUGCAAUAAACGAUGCGUGGUCUGUGCUGUCAUAUUUAGGUGAUGCUGAUUUGCUGCUUGCUUCCUUCCGGGGAAUGUUUACAAAACAUAAUGAGACAGAGAAUGUUUUACAAUCAACUGCUGCUUCAGUGGCUGUUCGUGGGGUAUUAUAUGGAAAUGCCAAUCCACUGCAUUCAAGGUGGCAUGCUAUUCGCCGACCAUACCUCUGGCACGUUGAGCAAUCAUCCUUGUCGAACAAGAAGGAGAUGAUGAAGCAGAAAUUUAUUGCUUAUAAUGCAUCCAACGAUGUAGUAAUAGCCACUGAAUACAACCCUGCGAUAAAGUGGCUCGGAUUUAGAGCUUCUGGCAGUCACAGAGUCGCUGACAAUUUUGAGAGUUCAGACGAUGAAAAAAGUAAUGAGAUAUCUGAGGAUGAGAUAGAAGAUUGGUGAAAAAUAAGAUUUAAGAGUUUAGUCUUAGUGUUGGCCAUAUUUUAAUACAUUAACUCUUGGUAUUUGGGUUUUUCCUUUCUAAUAUUACAGGGAUCAUCAGUGUAAAUAUGCAUAUUUGGAUA
Carica papaya (papaya) is the source of this 2226-nucleotide messenger RNA. It is a transcript of the gene ATRAD17, whose product is annotated as RADIATION SENSITIVE 17. Lineage: Eukaryota; Viridiplantae; Streptophyta; Magnoliopsida; Brassicales; Caricaceae. Gene Ontology annotation, biological process: DNA repair; mitotic DNA replication checkpoint signaling; DNA damage checkpoint signaling. Gene Ontology annotation, molecular function: DNA clamp loader activity; chromatin binding. The record is from RefSeq and is a predicted model, not a curated record.